AUGCCGCUCUCCCUAGCCAAACCGCCUUGCGACUGUCUUGCGCGGACAGCCGAAGCCCUCGAUCGCUUCCCAAACUUCUCGACUAAGUCUCCACCAGAUAUCCAUUACAUACCUAUGGAUGGGGUACUCAUCAUGGGGGCAGGGUUGGUCGAGCAUUGGGAACUACUAAAUGGCUGCGAAACCGAUACACAUCUGGACGCGAAAAUGAUGCAAACGAUGAUAGAUGCUGUGACAAAGACGCUCACGCUGUACGAGGCAGCGCUGGAAUUGAUACUCGGAAGCUGGAGUCAGACCCAGGAGCCUAACGGUGGGGGUAUCGAUCGAUCCGAUAAUCUGUCAAGCACCCAUGAAAGAAGCAGUAAUAGCUCAGUGGAUACAAAGCCCACAGUAAUUGUCACCGAGGUGACGGUUUAUCUCGGGAGACUGGAGCUAGGUAGGGGAGGAAUCCGCGAUAGUGGCGCGCGGGGCUUUGCAUCAUGCUACCAUGCGAUUGGGGGAGAUGCUGCAUGA
Penicillium mononematosum is the source of this 510-nucleotide messenger RNA. RefSeq lists its product as uncharacterized. Bases 1 to 510 code for a protein of 169 amino acids. The record is from RefSeq and is a predicted model, not a curated record. NCBI's taxonomy places the organism in Eukaryota, Fungi, Ascomycota, Eurotiomycetes, Eurotiales, Aspergillaceae. The transcript is spliced from 2 exons.